Molecule: messenger RNA, 1218 nt
Organism: Seminavis robusta
Lineage: Eukaryota; Bacillariophyta; Bacillariophyceae; Naviculales; Naviculaceae
Source: the annotation of a GenBank genome assembly
CAUUUGAUCUGGAUACAGCCAUCAAGCUUGAGGCUACUAGUAACUUACGGGCAGACAAUUGCGCUGUAUCGACAAUCGACAACCUUGUUAGCUGAGACAGAACUCAGUUAGUACACGUACCAGGUACUAACUCAGCAUGGUGGUUCCAAGCAGUGGUGGCGCCCCACCUGUCCCUCCCAUCUCGCCAUAUGGCACGCUGCAGGGCUCUUUGUUCUGUUAUGAUGCCAACAAGGCGGCUUUCGAAUCGGUACCAUCGGGCAGUUCGGAACCGUUGCCCAGCAAAAAGUGCAUCCUGGUGGGUGGCCUCAGUGACGGCUUGAUGCCAACACCAUAUACCCAAGAUCUAGAAAAGGAAUGCCACAAAUUAGGAUGGAGCUUUGUAAUGCCAAUUCUAUCAUCUUCGUACUUGGGAUUUGGAAACGGCGAUCUUGAACGUGACAGCCAAGAAAUCAGUGCAUUGAUGUGGUACCUCACGUGUCAUCGAUCUGCCGAAACGUUUGCUCUUGUGGGACACUCUACAGGAUGCCAGAAUGCAGUCCACUUUUCCAAGCACGGUCAAGCAGAUAUGGUUCAAAAGACAAAGGUCAUUGCGCUGCAAGCUCCAGUGAGCGACCGGGAAGAAGCAGUGUGGGAAACAUCCAAAUAUGACACUUACUUAGAGAUCGCCAACAAACUGAAGGAGGAAGGCAAAGAACUUGAAAUGAUGCCAAGAGCAGCAUUUUGGGCACCAAUUACAGCCCAGCGUUACCUGGGCCUUCACGCAAAAGGAGGAGCCGACGACUUCUUCUCUUCGGACUGGACAGACGAGGAGCUUGUGGAUCGACUAGGUCACAUGUCGAACGUGUCGGAUCGCAAGGUUUUGGUGGCGUUCUCUGGAGCCGAUGAAUACGUCCCCAAACAGUUGGAUUGCAAACGCAUGUCCGAAAGAUUGUGCAAGGCCAUCAACGGCGGGAAGGAAGAAGGAGUUUCAGUAGAGUGUUUCUUGCCGAACGCAAACCACAAUUUGUCGGAAGCCGAGGGUGACAAGGAGAAGUUUGCUCAAAAAGUUGCAGAAUACCUUCGGAAUCUGUGAUACAGAUAUACAAUUCACUACCGUAUUCUAUAGGUGUCAUUGCCAAGGUUAGAGCUUUUGCCCAGUGCCAGCGUAUUAGCGGAAAAGUAGAGAAACCUUCCAUUAUAUCACCCAGGGUGCCCUCAUAGAGCUUUCAUUGCACGUCC